AUGGAGCUCAGGUCAAUGAGGCGACUACCACUUUACAUGCACGAUAAAAAGAGAUUCAUGAACUCGCAGAAUGUCUCCACGACGAGAAAACAAAAUGGUCCUCUUCAAACUCAUUUUUACUUUCAUGAUAUUCCUUUUGCAAUCUCAUUCUCUUUAUCCGCUUUGAUUUUGAAAGCUUUAAAGAUUAAUCCUUCUUUAAAAAUCAAAGGUCAAAGUAAAACCAGAGUAAAAGAGGAGGACAAUCCACCACCAGUGAUAGUUAAAGAUGUAUGUAUCUUUCCAAAAUGUAAAUGCUUUGUCUAUUCUGUCAGUGGAUUCUUGAUAAUUCUCUUGUGUGUUGUCUGGAUUAGCCUGGUGUUUCCUUAUCCUAUGCAUGCUUCUUGCAUUGUAAAAUGGAAAUUUGAAGAUCCAUGCAAAUAUGUUAUGCAAAAAUUUAGAUCUCAAAUACUUAAUUGGUCGUCCUACAUGAACUGUGGUCCACAUAGUAGCAAAUGUUUAUAUACGCUCAAGGAACCGAAACCAAAUGAAAGUACUAUAAUUAAAGCUACUCAUUUUGUUUCAAAUAUGAAGACUAUGGAAACAAUAAAAAUUGAUUUUGAAGAAAUUAAUAAAACCUGCGUAGCAACGGGGAAAUCCGUAUCAAAUGAAUGGUUCAGAAUAUUCGAUUAUGGAAUAAAUUACUGUAAUCUACACAAUUUAGUUACUGAAAUUGGGUUUGAUAAAAGUUCAAAGUUUUUAGAACUGACGACUAAUGCAGUAUGUACCCAAUACAAUAUGGCUAAAAUACAUACUCAUCGUGAUUAAAAAUAUUAAUACACUUAUUGAUACAAAAUCCAAACAAGCAUCCAUGCCAUGUUUCAAGAAAGACACUAAGUUUAAUGGUACGAGUCCCAUAAUACGGUGCAUGGGAAUAUUUUCCUGCCUUCUACUGCAGACUGACAAUUCAAAAGAUUAACACUAAGUUUAGCAAGUUGUUCCUCGCUCAUCUCAGAGCAAGAAAUAUGAUACUGAACGAUUUGAAUUUUUACAGUAUACAGUUCAGCAUCAACCAAUCAAAAGCUCGUUUUUAUUACGUCAUUCGCGCAGUCCUUUGAAUGAACCAAUUAAAGUGCUUCCCGGUUAUUAAACUGUCUGCGCAGAUCAGUUUCGCGUCGCACGCAGUACAGCAUAUACGUUUAUCGAUGUGCUCGUCGCGAAUUAACAAUUUUUUAAAUUAAUUGUACAAAAAAUAGUGUUGAAAGUGCUCACGGAAGACAUUAAAAUACUCUGCGUCUAG
Messenger RNA from Heterotrigona itama, 1276 nucleotides. The record is from the annotation of a GenBank genome assembly. Lineage: Eukaryota; Metazoa; Arthropoda; Insecta; Hymenoptera; Apidae.